GUCCCUGUUGUUAAUCGGCCAUUGCAUUGCCAUUGUGAGGGUCUGCCAUGUCCUUCAAUAGGAAGUAUGCUGGUCUUCCCGACCUGGAUCUCGCGCCCGAUAUCUACGAGACCCCCGAUCUGACCGACGAGGCGUCCACCGUCCCGACGACUACUAUCCGCACCGCAUCCAACGCAGACGAUGACGCCGGCUCCAGUUCCGAUAUCGAUCGGCAGGGGAUCAAUGCCGAUGAGGCACGCGCUCACUUCUUAGGAGCCACAGUCGACGCCCGUGAUGUCAAUUUCUCAGACAGUCUCGCGACAAAGCGGAAGGCAUACAAAAACAAAAACCGCCGACGGCGCCGACAAGAAAAUGGUCUAGAGGAGGCAGAAGACUUUAGCGAUAGCGAAGAAGAGAGCUUGGAGAGGAAGCUCGCCCGCCUUCGUCGGGAAGUGGAAGAACUGAAAGAUGAGAUGGCUGCUCGAGAGUCGGAAACGGAAACCACCGAAGCACCUAUCGAUGGAAAGGAGACAAUGGGCGACGGCGUCCUUGAACUGAGCCGAGCAUUGGACAACCUUUAUACUUCCCGAAGUGAUACGGGGUCACACUCAGCGGCUGCGAUGCUAUCACAGAGAAUAGCAUCCAAAUCUACGCCCGAGACCUCAACAACCGUCCCCAGCAACCAGGAAUCCACACAAGCCGACACUCCUGCGUCUUCCUCUGCCGGUGUUCUGGCCCACGCGGCAGCAUUUGACGGCCGCCUGGCGCUCAUUGAAGCCGCCAUGGGGAUCUCUAACUCAUCGAACCCCUUCGUCAGUGACGGAAUCUCAGAGCCUGCACUUCAGCCCGUACUUCCAGCCCUUGACCAUCUCACAUCCCGCCUUUCCACCCUCAUGAACAUCCUCGUCGGCCCGAACCCCGUCUCGGCCGUGCCAACGAUGGGCUCCGCACCCCCUUCCACCACCGUCACAACUCCCCAGCUUGAGACGCUAUCCUCCCGAGUCCGAAAGCUCACGGCAGACACGGAAGCCCUUGCAUCUGCGCGCAAGCGCGCUGUGGAUGCUGCCAAGGCUGCACAGAAUGCGCGCAUCGCAGCCGCCGCCAUCGAGCCCUCUGACAUGUCCGUGUCGUCGUCAUCCGCCACAGAGGUCGACCCGGCUGCCACGCAGCGCGAUGAACAAGCCACCAAGAUCCAAGCCCUCUACGCCACUCUCCCCACCAUCCAGUCUCUCCACCCGAUUCUUCCCAGCGUGCUGGAACGUCUCCGUUCGCUCCGUGCCAUCCAUGCCGGCGCCGCACAAGCCUCCGAGUCGCUGGAUACGUUGGAGAAGCGACAAGCAGACAUGGCUCGGGAGAUUGAGCAGUGGCGCGAGGGGCUACGGGUGGUCGAGGAGAAGAUGAACCAGGGAGAAACAGCGAUGAAGAACAACAUCGAACUCGUCGAACCCUGGGUCCGAGACUUGGAGGACCGACUGGACCGGUUGGAAGGAACUGGCGCCUGAUGCAGGUGCCGGUGUAUGAAAAUUCAUUCUAUGUUGAAAUAAUCGAUACCGAUUCCCAAUCGUUGAAGCGGAUAAUACCAAUACCAUUACCAUUGCAAAUCAUUGUACAUAGUUCUGCUACCAUAUGAACAGGCUGGAAUACUGCAUUACACGAUACUGUACAAGCUCAC
This is a messenger RNA of Aspergillus ibericus CBS 121593, 1651 nucleotides long. RefSeq names its product dynactin subunit 2. Bases 48 to 1481 code for a protein of 477 amino acids. Gene Ontology annotation, cellular component: cytoplasm; dynactin complex. The transcript is spliced from 3 exons. Lineage: Eukaryota; Fungi; Ascomycota; Eurotiomycetes; Eurotiales; Aspergillaceae. The record is from RefSeq and is a predicted model, not a curated record. Gene Ontology annotation, biological process: mitotic spindle organization.